Anopheles bellator is the source of this 1262-nucleotide messenger RNA. RefSeq names its product syntaxin-17 (gene Syx17). The transcript is spliced from 2 exons. Gene Ontology annotation, biological process: vesicle fusion; intracellular protein transport; exocytosis. The record is from RefSeq and is a predicted model, not a curated record. Gene Ontology annotation, cellular component: SNARE complex; autophagosome membrane; endomembrane system. Gene Ontology annotation, molecular function: SNARE binding; SNAP receptor activity. Lineage: Eukaryota; Metazoa; Arthropoda; Insecta; Diptera; Culicidae. Bases 116 to 1057 code for a protein of 313 amino acids.
GGUGCUUCACCAACAAUAUUUAUUUGCGUUCUUUGUUUCCGUUUCGUGCGGUUGAUAACGGUUGAUCUUGAUCCGGAACUGUAGUGCAAUCAGGAACUUGAUCGGGAAGUGCGCAAUGGAUGACGAUGGCGAGAAAAUCUCGCUAAAGAUAGCAGAGUUAUCGAUCGCGAAAUUCAACCAGACCAUCCCACAGUAUCUGGCCGUGCUGCAGAACCACAAAUGCAACAUCGAGAAGGCAGGCUCGCUGCACCUGUGGGACAAGGUGAAGCGGGAACAGAUCAAUGCGUCGCGCAUCGUAAAACAGAUCAAGUUCAUGCUGGUGGAAAUCGACAAGGUCCGCCGACGGGUGCGGGCGGACGAUCUGAAGAAGUUCGACGAGGCCAUCGAGGCGGUGAAGAAACGUUCCUACGACAGCAUGGCGGAGUACAUCGCGAUGCAGCAAGCGUUACGCGAACAAUCGCUUCGAGAUGCGCAGUUCGAAGAUGAGGUAGCCAGCGACAAUAUCCCGUACGGUUCGAAUCGGCAGCUGGCGUACGUGCCGCAGAUUUCCAGCACUUUCAACAAGGCCGAAGCAGAGCUGCAGGAGCGUGAAGAGUGUCUUCGGCAGAUGACUCAGUUACAGCGCGAAAUGGAGGAUAUUCAAGACCUGUACCAGAAGGUGCACGUGUUGGUCAACGAGCAGGGCCAAUCGGUGACGCAAGUCGAGCAGAACGUUGAAUUGACACACAUCGAGGUCGAGGCCGGUGUGACGGCCCUGCGAAGGGCGUUGGCGUACAAGAAGGCCGUUUACCCGUUGGCCGGUGCCCUGCUCGGUACUUGCAUCGGUGGACCGAUCGGGCUGGUGGUGGGCCUGAAGGCGGGUGGACUGGCCGCCAUCGGUGGAGGUUUGGUGGGCUUUGCCAGUGGCAAAAUGAUCAAAAACGUCGACGAUGUAUCUGCGAACCGCGAGGUCGAACAAGAGGAGGCGCUCGGCAGCGACAGUGCCACGGAAGCGAUAACCGGGGAGCCCGGAGAGCAAGCGCUUGUCGCUGAACAGCCGAUUGUGUCGCGCACUUGACAAUUGCUGAAUCGGUGCACCAUCCAGUAAGGCUUUCCGUAUGCUCGCAAUAUUCCCUUUGCUAGCAUGCUCCUGUAUAUAGAUCGUUCUAAAGCUUCUAGGGAGGAAUCCACGACUAGCUUCGCCGGCGAUUUACGAUAUUAAUGUUGUUAGCCCUUAGGUAUGUGAUUACGAAGUAAACACUGUUUUAUUAUGUUUAAACUAU